Messenger RNA from Myxocyprinus asiaticus (Chinese sucker), 3929 nucleotides. Its product is annotated as gap junction alpha-5 protein-like. The coding region runs from base 1041 to 2174 and encodes 377 amino acids. Gene Ontology annotation, biological process: cell communication. The record is from RefSeq and is a predicted model, not a curated record. Gene Ontology annotation, cellular component: connexin complex. Lineage: Eukaryota; Metazoa; Chordata; Actinopteri; Cypriniformes; Catostomidae. The transcript has 2 exons.
GGUAAGAAGGAGGGCAGAGAAGGAGAAUGAGGGAGGCAUAGCUCUGUUGGUAUUUCUUGGUAUGUCCUUAAAGUGUAAGGGCACUUCCAAGACUGUGGCCAGCCUGCAAGCAGCUGUUCCUGAUUAUCAGCGCGUCUGCAAUCUGUUGUCCCUUGGAAAUAACAGUGUCCCUACUCAGGCACCGAAGACGACAAGGAGCCUUCUAAGAAAGAAUUGAAUUGAUUUGUCUACUUUUAACUCUAAUAUCAGAAAGAGUCUUUCUUGUGUGGCAACCGCAGUGGUGACUAUCUACAAAGACCUUCUGACAGGCUACCUUUCUUGAUCAGUAUGACACCAACCACAUCGAGUCAUCCAUCCUCAAGUUCAUGACAGAGACAUUUUCUCUUCUUCAAUCAGAGUAAUGAGUCCAUUGUAACCAUCAGUCAAGAGCCUCUCCUUCACUGACAAGAUGAGAACAAGCGGCAAUCUGUCUGCAAACGGCCUUGCAUCCACAACUCUACCGUCAAGAAGAUACGUCUAGAAGAAUAUAGUUUCAUCACCUUGAUCCUGCUGAGGUGUCAACAUACCUGCGUCAACUCUUGAAACAUCCCUACCACUGAGGAGGCAUCAAACAGGCUGGCUCUACACUAGAUCAUUCAAAAAGGAUCUUUAGUUCACAGCCCUAGGCUUUGAGAGACACUCAACCCUUAGGCAGUAAUCACAGAUAACAUACAGAUAGAACGAACAGUGAUAUCAAAGUGAAACAGCUUCUGCUAAAGCUGAGAGGAUUCUGAGGUACUGUGGCUGUCAGCCCAGCAAAUAUUUCUGGCAAGUAAUCCCAUAUUUUUACAAGCAGAAGAGACAAGAGGGGUUCUCAGCUCAUGUAAAAGUAUAGAGCAUCAAUACCCAGUCUUAGAAGAUUCUGUCAAGCAUCGUCCCUAAACAGGCAGUUCUUUACCCAUCAGUCUGCAGAGAGACAAACAAACACCUGUCGGAUCUUUAAGAGACACCUUUUGGUCCACUUCUGUUAAAGGACUCUUCACUAAACCUCCUGACUUGUCAUGGCUGACUGGAGCUUGCUGGGGAACUUUCUAGAAGAAGUCCAGGAACAUUCCACCUCAGUGGGAAAGGUGUGGCUCACAAUCCUCUUCAUCUUCCGGAUCCUGGUCCUGGGCACGGCCGCCGAGUCCUCCUGGGGUGACGAACAGGAGGACUUCACCUGUGACACAGAGCAACCUGGUUGUGAAAACGUUUGUUAUGACCAAGCCUUUCCGAUAGCGCACAUACGAUACUGGGUGCUUCAGAUAGUGUUUGUGUCCACACCUUCUCUUAUUUACAUGGGGCACGCCAUGCAUAGCGUCCGCAGGGAGGAGAAAAAAAGGAAAAAACAGGAAGAUGAGGGAGCUCAGAUAGAUGGAGAGAAGUACCCUGAAGAAGAGAAGGAUUGUGGGAAGGAGGAUGAGGGCGGAUGGGGGAAAGUUCGACUCAAGGGUGCCCUGUUACAAACAUAUGUACUUAGCAUCCUCAUUCGCAGUGUGAUGGAGGUGAUCUUUAUCGUAGUCCAGUACUUGAUCUAUGGAGUCUUCCUUAACGCACUCUACGUGUGUAGGGCAGCUCCGUGUCCACAUCCGGUGAACUGCUAUAUCUCACGACCUACAGAGAAGAACGUAUUUAUUGUGUUUAUGUUAGUGGUUGCAGCUGUAUCGUUGUUACUCAGUAUCGUAGAACUAUAUCAUUUGGCAUGGAAGCAGUGUAAGAAGAGUUUGCAAGGGUACAAGGCUUCCAAACAACAAAAUACGCCUUCCACCGUGGCUGCAGUUUCACCAAAUCCAUCUACGCCAAACCGGGCGUGCACUCCACCACCUGACUUCAACCAGUGCUUGGUGACAUCACCACCAUCUUCCCCUUCUAUACAUACACAUGCACACUCUCUCACACACCCAAGUUUCCCGCCCUUUCAUGACUGUCUGGCGCACCAGCAAAAUUCGGCGAACAUGGUCACCGAACGUCACCAUGGUCAGGACUUCCUAGGAGUGGAUUUCUUCAAGCUGAGCUUCUCACAAGGUGCAACAGAGAUGCUCAAAUCUUUUGCCUCUCCGUCAUUGCUAAGCAGUGAAUUUGUUGAGGACAAGCGAAGGUUUAGCAAGAGCAGUGGGAACAGUAGUCGCAUGAGACCAGAUGACCUUGCGGUAUAACAUUGACCAGUCACAUUUGGACAAAGGAUGUGUAGUGUGACUAGGCAUAAGCCUGGUACAAAUAAUGUUGCACUCAUCAGACUGAUCCAGAACAUCUGUUCACACAUUUGCACAAAUGGAUCAUGUGAGAAAUGCAGUUCACAAAAUGUUGUUCACCAUGAAAUCAAAAUUGAAUCUAUUAACUUUCUUAAUGCACGUUCAUGGUCUUAUUGUCAAUUUUUCAGUGCAUUUUAUUUUACAUGGAAGUAAAAUGGUUUGCAAACAGUAUUUCAUGUUGAUUUUAAUUUCACUUUAAGUCAACAAAUAUGUCAAAAUAUAAUGCACUGAUGAAAUGCUUACAACCAAUGAUGCAAUAUAUAUAUAAACUCAGUAUAUAUAAGAAACAUCCUCUCACUUUCAACUGCUUUUAUUUUCAGCAAACUUAACGUGUAAAUAUUUGUAUGAACAUAAAAAGAUUCAACAACUAAGACAUAAACUGAACAAGUUUCACAGACAUGUAAUAAUGUGUCCCUGAACAAAGGGGGGGUCAAAAUCAAAAGUAACAGUCAGUAUCUGGCAUGGCCCCAACUGCAUUAAGUACUGCAGUGCAUCUCCUCCUCAUGGACCGCACCAGAUUUGCCAGUUCUUGCUGUGAGAUGUUACCUCACUCUUCCACCAAGGUACUUGCAAGUACCCGGACAUUUAUGGGGGGAAUGGCCCUAGCCCUCACCCUCCGAUCCAACAGAUCCCAGACGUGCUCAAUGGGAUUGAGAUCCGGGCUCUUUGGUGGCCAUGGCAGAACACUGACAGUCCUGUCUUGCAGGAAAUCACGCAUAGAAUGAGCAGUAUGGCUAGUGGCAUUGUCAUGCUGGAGGGUCAUGUCAGGAUGAGCCUGCAGGAAGGGUACCACCUGAGGGAGGAGGAUGUCUUCCCAGUGUUGAGAUUGCCUGCAAUGACAUCAAGCUCAAUCCGAUGAUGCUGUGACACACUGCCCCAGACCAUGAUGGACCAUCCAAAUCGAUCCCACUCCAGAGUACAGGCCUCAGUGUAAUGCUCAUUUCUUCGAUGAUAAACACGAGUCCGACUAUCACCCCUGGUGAGACAAAACCACGACUUGUCAGUGAAGAGCACUUUUUGCCAGUCCUGUCUGGUCCAGUAAAGGUGGGUUUGUGCCCAUAGGCGACGUUGUUGCUGGUGAUGUCUGGUAAGGACCUGCCUUACAACAGGCCUACAAGCCCUCAGUCCAGCCUCUCUCAGCCUAUUGCGGACAGUCUGAUCACUGAUGGAGGGAUUGUGCAUUCCUGGUGUAACUCGGGCAGUUGUUGUUGCCAUCCUGUACCUGUCCCGCAGGUGUGAUAUUCAGAUGUACCGAUCCUGUGUAGGUGUUGUUACAAGUGUUCUACCACUGUGAGGAUGAUCAGCUGUCCUUCCUCUCUCCCUGUAGCGCUGUCUUAACCGUCUCACAGUAUGGACAUUGCAGUUUAUUGCCCUGGCCACAUCUGCAGUCCUCAUGCCUCCAUGCAGCAUGCGUAAGGCACGUUCACGCAGAUGAGCAGGGACCCUGGGCAUCUUUCUUUUGGUGUUUUUAAGAGUCAGAAGAAAGGUCUUUUUAGUGUCCUAAGUUUUUAUAACUGUGACCUUAAUUGCCUACUGUCUGUAAGCUGUUAGUGUCUUAAUGACCGUUCCACAGGUGCAUGUUCAUUAAUUGUUUAUGGUUCAUUGAACAAGCAUGGAAAACAUUGUUUAAACCCUUUACAAUAAAGAUCUUUAAAGUUA